UCAGCCUUGUGGCGCGCGGUCGGGUGGCUACCGGCGGGCGCGUGAGCGGCGGUGGCAGGGCGGCGGAAGUGGCCUGCGAGCCUGGUGCCCGCCGACACCAUGCUGCCCUUGUCGCUGCUGAAGACAGCUCAGAAUCACCCCAUGUUGGUGGAGCUUAAAAACGGGGAGACAUACAACGGGCACCUGGUGAGCUGUGACAACUGGAUGAACAUCAACCUGCGCGAGGUGAUCUGCACAUCUAGGGACGGGGACAAGUUCUGGCGGAUGCCCGAGUGCUACAUCCGGGGCAGCACCAUCAAGUACCUGCGCAUCCCGGACGAGAUCAUCGACAUGGUCAAGGAGGAGGUGGUGGCCAAGGGCCGGGGCCGCGGCGGCCUGCAGCAGCAGAAGCAGCAGAAGGGCCGAGGCAUGGGGGGCGCCGGGCGAGGUGUGUUUGGCGGCCGGGGCCGAGGUGGGAUCCCGGGCACAGGCAGAGGUCAGCCGGAAAAGAAGCCGGGCAGACAGGCGGGCAAACAGUGAGCCGCCUCUCCACACCCGAGAGACUGAGCCGCCAGCACCACCAUCGCUGCCACUGGCAUCUGCUCCCACCCCCAGGCCUUCUUUC
This is a messenger RNA of Diceros bicornis minor, 604 nucleotides long. RefSeq names its product LSM4 homolog, U6 small nuclear RNA and mRNA degradation associated (gene LSM4). Gene Ontology annotation, cellular component: spliceosomal tri-snRNP complex; U6 snRNP; P-body. Gene Ontology annotation, biological process: mRNA splicing, via spliceosome; spliceosomal snRNP assembly; P-body assembly. Lineage: Eukaryota; Metazoa; Chordata; Mammalia; Perissodactyla; Rhinocerotidae. Gene Ontology annotation, molecular function: U6 snRNA binding. The record is from RefSeq and is a predicted model, not a curated record.